Messenger RNA from Phyllostomus hastatus (greater spear-nosed bat), 2797 nucleotides. It is a transcript of the gene GEMIN6, whose product is annotated as gem nuclear organelle associated protein 6. NCBI's taxonomy places the organism in Eukaryota, Metazoa, Chordata, Mammalia, Chiroptera, Phyllostomidae. Gene Ontology annotation, biological process: spliceosomal snRNP assembly; spliceosomal complex assembly. The transcript has 3 exons. The coding region runs from base 206 to 715 and encodes 169 amino acids. Gene Ontology annotation, molecular function: RNA binding. The record is from RefSeq and is a predicted model, not a curated record. Gene Ontology annotation, cellular component: SMN complex; nucleus.
GAACCGAUUCCUUCCUCACAACGUGGUUGCUGAGUCCGAGGUGCUGCUAGCAGUUAUAACUGGUACUUUUCCCGUUUGUGAGGAUGAAACGCUAAGUACCACUCGGUUUGAGCGCGGCUCAGAGUACCAUGCGGCUGCAGGCUAAGCCAAGAAGUCAGAUCUAGGGCCGUAGCUGCUGCUUCUUCGUUUUUACAUCCUCCAAACUAUGGCAGCCAUGAAUGAAUGGAUGAAGAAAGGUCCCUUAGAAUGGCAAGAUUACAUUUACAAGGAAGUCAGAGUGACAGCAAGUGAGAAGGAGUAUAAAGGAUGGGUUUUAACCACGGACCCAGUCUCUGCCAAUAUCGUCCUUGUGAACUUCCUUGAAGAUGGCAGCAUGUCUGUGACCGGCAUUAUGGGACAUGCUGUGCAGACUGUUGAAACUGUGAAUGAAGGGGACCAUUGGGUAAGAGAGAAGCUGAUGCAUUUGUUCCUGUCUGGAGACUGCACGGCAUACAGUUCUGAGGAUCUGGAAAAGAGAAAGAACAACCUAAAGAAAUGGCUUGAGAAGAACCACAUCCCUGUCACUGAACAGGGAGAUUCAUCAAGAGCUCUCUGUGUGGCUGGGGUCCUGACUAUAGACCCACCAUAUGGUCCAGAAAACUGCAGCAGUUCUAAUGAGAUUAUCCUGUCCCGUGUUCAGGAUCUUAUUCAAGGAUAUCUUACAGCGUCCCAGUGAGAGGCCAAGAACUAUGGACGCACUGAUCUGAGACUUCCUUUUUGUCCUUCGUAAAAUGUUUUGAAUGUUAAGGCCAUCAUAAUACAGGACUUUAAAGGCACACACCUGUGUGUGUGUGAGUUUUAAUUUAUAGUUUUGGUAAAACCAAAGAUGUGGAUUAUGAGUGCUAACAAAUAAGUGAGCUGUGACAAGGAUAACAUCAUGUGCAACAAAAUUAGCACAGGGACAUCAGAAUUGUCUUUUGAUGGGGCUAGACUUCCAUUUUUGUUAGGCAAGAAAUGUAUUUAUAAAAUGUAUUAAGUCACUUGCACUGACUGUAUGUGUCUCUUUAAGUUUCUAUUUUUAUUUUUUGGUGUAAUGAUCAAACUUGAAACUUGAAAGUUUUGGCUAUUGUUAAAUAUCUCAACCUAUAAGCUUUAUAACUCUCAAAGCCUUUCAAGUGAGAAAAGGCUGGUGUCUCCAAGGGAAAACGUUAAAUGUGAUGAGUAUUCUGCAGCUGAACCCAGCAGUUUCUUGGCUUGGUGGAGUACACCCAGGCUUCUGACUCGGGCUGCUUUCUGCGUGGAGUCCCCACACCCUAGGGUAGGCUUCACGGAGCGGGGAGAGUACAGGAAGUGUGCUUUGCUCCACCUGACCCGUGGAAGCCAGUCAGGGUCAGGACUCUAGGUGUCUGACCAAGAAAGUCACCUCAGAUUAUUAGUUUUGGGGUUUUGUUUAAGGGCAUGUCUAGAAUGCUGCAAGGUUAGGUUAGAACCCCGAGGCCCUAACUCGCUAGGACAAGGGUCAACAAAUUGUGGGCCCUUGGGACAAAUCCAGCCUGCUGCCUCCAUUUGUUUAGUUUUAUGGGAACACACAGACUAGUUUAUGUUUUAUGUACAGCUGCUUCUGAGCCAUUGGCAGAGUUGAGUAUUGGGAAAGAAAUGAUGUGGCUUACAUAUUUAAGAAAAAUAUGGCCCUUCACAGGGUCCUUCCCUCACAACUUUAAAGUUCCACAAUCCUCUGAGUGAAAUUCAGUGCAUAGCCUUUUUCCUUGUGACCCUGGAAUGUCUGCAAAGCAAAUAGGGGAAGGGGAAUAAAAUUAAAUUUAGCAUGGGAACAAUGCUGACAAAAUGAGGGCUUGAGUAAACCAUCUAGGAAAUUAUUCCCAGUAUCAUUCAGGCUUGGUCCUUGGCCCAGGGACAGGUGCCUGGGUGUCGGUGGAUUUAUUGCUGCCUGGCUUAAUGAGCUGGGGACAGAGACUGUUUCUCGGCAACUGAGUCUUCUGAUUGUUAAACAAUUUGCCCGUCUGCUGAAGCGGGUGAGUGAUCUGGCUCAGCCUGGGAAACCAGCCUGCUUAGGGAGUUGCCCCAGCCCCUGGGGCUAAGAUUCUCCCCCAGGAGUCUAACUAAACUUUUCAGAUGCAUCGUCUGGAUCCAGAGGCCAAGGAGAUUCCACCCCAAAGUUGGCUCUGCUCCCUGCCAGCUGGAGGCAGUAGCCAGGGCAGUCUCUGAACACACUGGGUAUCCAGAACACUUCAAAGGUGGUUAGGAUUUUCACCAGGUACUUUUUGGUUCACUUGGAGCAAAGCUUCCAACAUUUGCACCGAUUUGUUGCUAUCCCAUUGUUCACCUGAUUUCCUUAAAUGUCUUCACCUUUUCCUAAAAAAGUUAUUGCUGAAAUAGUUUUUUUCCAUGAAUUGUUUUUAAAAAAUUGUUAGUGAGAAAUUUAAAACAUUUACAAUCAUUGUAUUUGAUGACAACUGCUGAAACUUUCAUGAUGCCUUAAAGAAGAUUCUAGAAUGCUAGAGUCAGAGGUAGGGGUUACUAUAAUUCAUGCUUACAUUUUGGGAGAAAUCAGAGCAGUGAAGGACACUAUAGUUACAUAUACUUAAUCGCUUCUACUGCCAAGUCCAAGUGUGUUUUUUUAAACCACUUUAUUGAGAUAUAAUUAACAUAAAUGGCUCUACGUAUUAAAUGUAUACAACGUGGUAGGUUGGAGAAACUAUCACAGUGUUUGCCAUAAGCAUACCCAUCACCUCCAUAAAUUUUCUCCUGCCACCUUUAUUACACAAUUGGGUUUCAUUGUUCAAAUAAAAUUAAAGGA